Messenger RNA from Uloborus diversus, 1560 nucleotides. RefSeq names its product sialin-like. Gene Ontology annotation, molecular function: transmembrane transporter activity. Lineage: Eukaryota; Metazoa; Arthropoda; Arachnida; Araneae; Uloboridae. The coding region runs from base 1 to 1560 and encodes 519 amino acids. The record is from RefSeq and is a predicted model, not a curated record. Gene Ontology annotation, biological process: monoatomic anion transport; transmembrane transport. The transcript has 11 exons.
AUGAAUGCCUACGGAAAAACUCCAAAAGAUCGAGACGUAAUCCCCGCCCGCUACAUCCUCAGCUUAAUGACCUUCCUCGGGAUGGGCCUGGUGUUCAGUCACCGAGUCUGCUUCAACGUCGCACUCGUCGCCAUGGUGAACAGCAGCGCCGAACUCGAAAUCUCACGACCGGAGCCGAAGAUUGACGACCACUGCCCGAUGCCCGAAUCGGGAAUCAACUCCUCGCAGAAGUCACCAAUAACUGAGGGCACAUAUCCGUGGACUCCCUCCACGCAAGGAGUCAUGCUGGCUUCGUACUUCUACGGCUACGUGAUCGCCCAAAUCGUUGGGGGUCGACUAGCAGAGCUCCUAGGAGCAAAAUGGCUGCUGGGAGUCACUUUACUUGCCUCCUCGUGCCUCACGUCUGCGACUCCACUCCUGUGCGACUUAGGGCCCGUUUUUGUCAUCACUCUCAGGGUGCUUCUGGGGUUGAUACAUGGGAUGAUGUACCCCGGCUGCUACGCUUUGCUCUCCCGUUGGGCUCCUGCACCCGAGCGGAGCACCCUGCUGUCUGUGUGUGUGAUUGGCACGCACUUUGGAGUUGUGGUGGGCAUGCCCCUCACCGGCUAUAUGAGCGAGCUCAGAGGAUGGCCGUCCUCAUUUUACUUAAUAGGUGGAGCUGGAUUUGCUUGGUGUGUUUUUUGGUUGUUCCUCGUCUAUGAAACGCCUGCAGAACAUCCCAGAAUUUCCAUCUCAGAACUUGAUUAUAUUCAAAAGAACAUAGAAGUGUCAAAUUGUAAAAAGCGUGUUGAUGUUCCUUGGAUGAAAGUUGUAACUUCCGGUCCCGUCUGGGCAGUGACUAUCGCUAAAUUUUGUGGUGCUUGGAGCUUCAUUUGUUUUCAAUCUAAGCUGCCAGCCUACUUGGACGAAGUAUUGCAUAUGCCUAUUCAAAAAAAUGGAAUGGUAAAUUCCCUUUUGUUUGGUGUGCUUUGUGUUUCGAUUGUUCUUUCUGGAAAAGCAUCCGAUUUAAUCCUCAGCAAAACUAAAUUGCGGAGGACAGUCAUCCGCAAGGCAUUCGAAACAGUCGCUCUCGUGGGUCCUGCGUGCUGCAUGGUUUCCAUUCCCGUGGUGCGCUGCGAUGCCGAUGCAGUGGUUGCGCUCUUGACCGGAGCUAUGGCCCUCUUCGGACUCUGCGGGGGAGGGGAUGUGUCUGUCGUAGCCGAUAUGACACCCGAUUUUGCCGGCAAAAUUUUUGGCGUGUCUAACGCCAUCGCGAGCGUGCCCGGGAUCCUCUCUCCGGUGCUUGCUGGAUAUUUUCUCGAAGGAAAUAAGGGAGAUAUCAACCAGUGGAACUGCAUCUUUUACAUAUCUAUGGCCAUCUAUCUGUUUGGAGCAGUCACGUUCCUGCUCUUUGGGUCUGCAGAAGUGCAGUCCUGGGGUACUGCACGAACGGACAUUCGAUUCCUCAAAGAAAGAACCAUAUCUACUAAAGAACGUAACUUAACGUUUUCAGUUCCGAUCAUCUUAUCUCUAGAUUUGGAUGAACCAAAAAAAAAAAAAGACCUUUCAAUCGAAAGAUGA